AAUGGCGGACGAAGUAGUGUUGAGCUUCCACGACAGUCUUCUUAGAAAAUCGGACCUUAGCUUGCUCGAGGAAGGUCGUUGGCUGAAUGAUAGACUGAUAGAGCUUGCUGGUGUACUUCCAAGAAACAAACAGUUUUCACCAUUAUGACUCACAUAGUUCAUUUAAUACUUCAGCUGCUAGAUCACUUGCACAAAAUGUGGAACCUUUCUUACACUGUAAAUCAGGACAAAACCCAUGCUUCAUGGAGGACAGAUGCCCACAACAACAAAACGGUUAUGACUGUGGUGUAUAUGUGGUCUGUGUCACUGAACAACUCUGCAACAAUUUUAUGAACAAUUCGAAAAUGUCUCUGGAUGAUAACUUAACUCCAGAAGACAUAAGGAAGAAAAGAAAAUCAUUGAAGGAUCUUGUACUUGGUCUGGGAGAGAAGAAAACAUGAUGCAGAAAUUGAUGGCAACAACACUAAGCUUUCAAAUGAAACUAUUUUGGUUCAUUGUAAUAGUAAAAUACUACCCACAAAACAGAAAUCACCUCUGGAAAAAAUAGAACAAACAAUUUAAAAUACAGAUAGUGGAGGUCAUCCAGUAACACUAACUUUGGAUUUUUCAAGAUUCCUUCAAGUGGAGUUUGCAUCAAGUUGGCUCACCAUCAUAUCUCAAAUUUACUUUGCCAGUCAUUUUUCAUGGCAAUUUUGAGUUAGCAGGCCUUUUGGGUUGGGGAAGGGGAGGUUAGGUGAUUGGUUUUUAGGGGGAGGGGUGCUGUAACAACUUGUUAAAGCCCUGACCCUGUUUGAAAUCAAGAGCAUCAGAGAAUGUAGAUAUUUUGCUAUGGGAAUGUAAGCACGUAAACCUCUAUGGUGUUUGUUUUAUGGCAUAUAUAAGGUCUGACAUUUGUAAUGUUUCAUCUCAAGAACUUCCCAAGAUUUAUGUUAAAUUUUUUUAUUGCAUUCAAAUUAGGCUGUUUUACUUCUAACCCUUAGAGACUGGUGCACCAGCAUUUGGAUCAGGAAUAUGUUUUAAUUUUUCUUACUGGGUUUUUGGGUUUUCGUACCGGGUGGCAGCAGAAAAAUUUUCUUAUCCUGAGAGGUGAUUCAGUCAGUACUAUUUGUUUACUGUUCUGUGUACUUUUGUUGGACAGCGUUAAACAUUCAGGCUCCUUAUUCGAGCUGCCUAACCACUCUUAACAACGAGUUGUGAAUUAAAUAGCAAUAAGUACCCUGUGAGGGACAAAACCCUUUAAUAAUUUAACUCUGUUUAAGGUCUAGUUAGAAAAAUUUCAAUUUUAAUUAGUAACAGUGGUAAUGAAUACCUAGAUAUAUAUAAUUUGUGAUUCACACUUUCUGAAAUGUUCUGAUUUCCAAUUUCAUUUUGCCUAAGACAAGCUAUAGUAUACAGUUUCUAUGAAUUUUCAUGUAAAAAAAUAUACCGGUACCUUGUCUAAAGGUAGAAGUAUAGAAUACAUACUCUGUCACUCCCAGA
This is a messenger RNA of Stylophora pistillata, 1479 nucleotides long. RefSeq names its product sentrin-specific protease 8. The record is from RefSeq and is a predicted model, not a curated record. Lineage: Eukaryota; Metazoa; Cnidaria; Anthozoa; Scleractinia; Pocilloporidae. Gene Ontology annotation, molecular function: deNEDDylase activity; cysteine-type peptidase activity. Gene Ontology annotation, biological process: proteolysis; protein deneddylation.